AUGUCACAGGGCAGUGAAGUAAAGAGACUGAACUUUUCACGCAGUCCAAACGUGUCUGUUGGAUCAGAUGUCAUUAAAGUUCAGCAAAAUGCAGGAUACGAACUCCUUUACGAGGUUCUGCCCUUUGCUAUCAUCAUCAUCAUAGUAAAUGGCACUGUUUUCUUCCUGUUUAUGAAAAGCAGGCGGCUUCGAAGUCCUAGUAACUGCCUUCUGCUGAGUUUAGCUGUGUGCGAUUUUACGAACGGCUUCGUAUGCAUACCUCUGUUCUUGGUAGUCGCAUUUAGAGUCAUGCCAAACCCGCACAUUGGGAGCUUUAACUACCUGUUGAACAACUGUGUGGCCAUGUCAGCUGCCUAUCACAUUCUUGCAAUCACGCUAGAGAGAUAUUACAGUAUUAAGAAGCCUUUUGUUCAUCGUCAACUGACAAAAAAGUCGAUGCUUAAAGUCGCUCUCUUGGUAUGGGUCGUGGCUCUCAUUAUUGGAUUUAUGCCGUACGCUUGGGACUCACUGCGCAUUACAGACUUAGUCUCCUUCAUGAAGGUAAAGGUUGGCUAUGUAGCAUUCUGUUUGACCUUUGUCUUUCUGAUUCCAUGCAUCCUUAUUGUUACUUCCCAGACUAUCAUGUUUAAAUUUAUAGCAAGAAGUGGUAGACAGGGGCUGACUGCUACCAAGGCUGCCCAGCGGAAAGCAAAGAACGACAAGAAAUGCCUCAUCAUCUUCGCUCUGAUGGCGAUUAUAUACGUGGUAUGUUGGUUGCCAUGGUUCAUACUUUAUUUAUACGUUUCUUUCUGGUUUGUCAGUGGGGAAACCUUAGUCGAGUUGCAAAAGAUAUCUCGGUGGGUCGUUAUUUUCAGGUAUACAACCUCAGUUGUCAAUCCUUUGCUGUACACUUUUUUUAAAAGAGACUUCCUUGUGGCUUUUAAACUGAUCGUCCUGAAACGGAGCUCUACUUCUUCAGCGAGCUUUGCAUGCACAAGCAAUAAAGUUGAUUCACAACAGAGGAAGUUGAUUACUUCGUCGAAUGGCAAGAAACAUAGCGAGGAGAUUGAAUUGGAAACUGUUGUGUGAAUAUAUGAGACACUGAAAAUGCAAUAGCAGCAGGAUAUGGAAUGGAUAUUUAAAAACUGUUUACCAAAAUAUUUGUUUAUUUAUGUCACUAUGCCGAAAAAUGGUCGGAAAUCAGUCUCUACUCUCAGACUCUUGUUUCAUCUGCUGCUCAGAAAUAACUAGUACCAAUUAGCACGCGCGAUAAGCCCUAUUUACCUGUGUGGUAUGUACUUGAUAGGAGAUUUGCAUUGUCGGGCGUAGAUACGAAAUUUACCCGCAAGUAUUGAUAACAUCUCUCAAGAGUGAGCGAAGCGAAGAAGAUAGGUUCAUUCUUUUAUGUGGAUAUUGAUCUUUCAUGUGGAUAUUUAUUGCAUGUCCGACAAUUUUGGGGCACAUCUUAAGAGCAUCGAAUGCUGAAUGCAGAGAAUAACUACACUUUUACUCAGCUCGCAUGAAGACUACUUUAAUAUGAGGUGCCACUAACGAGCAUCUGAUACAGGACAUUUCUUUAAGUAACGCCAAAAUAAAGCGAGUCAAUGACCUUGGACUUGAGAAGAUCAAUUUAGCGAAAGCAAAUCCAUGAUUACUUUCAAGCAGCUAUAUAUGGAAGUACCUAUUAGGUUCAUUUUACAAUAAAGAUAUCAAAGCUGGAAUUUUCACUGUGUCCCUAAGUAAUCUUUUGGUCUUUCUGCACUGUUCUGAGUUCACGUCCCCUGAUGACUCUGACGUGCAAGGGGUCUCCCUGUACCGGUGUGCUGUAAUAAUAAGUGCCAACUGCAAGGCUAGUUCCUCUACAGAGAUUUCAGUAAACUCAUUUUUGCGUCUACUUGAGCUUUCUCUCCGCGUUUGGGUUUCCAGUCUCAGCAAAUCAUGCUCUCCUUACGCUCGCCUAAAAAAGCCAAAAAAUAAAAUGAUGCCUCUUAUGAAGGCUGUUGCCACGACAAAUUCGUUACCAGAUUUUCAUGAAAAUAAGCCUUUUUUUUUAGCAGAAUAUAGGGUGCCCUAGGACGCUUAAAUAACUUUCAGCGGAAUGCGUAUAUAGUAAUGAAAUAGUACGGAAAGAUUGCGGACGUUUUCACCUAGGGAAAACCAAAAUAUAUAAUGUACGCGUUCAUGGACUGAGGAAAGGUCUUAGAACUUACUUUAACUGCUCCUCGUUAUCGAGGAAAAAAGCUCUCUCCAUGUCAUCAAAUGACCUUUGUCGUAAUCACUUAAAUUUUAUUAGAAUCAUAUUCUAUUGAGAGCCUGAUCUUAUGACAUUACUGGGUUUUGUUGAGUUAUUGAAAUGAUUAUAUUCCUCUAACACAAUAAAUUACUCUGAAUAGAAUCUCAUUUUAUUUGCUUUUAUUUUUAACAUACAAUCGACUUAACAUAAUACUCACUCAUAUUUAUAAUGUAAGCAUCCAGUUAUCAAUGAACAACUUUAUCAACAUUUACUGUAUUGAAAACAUUCACUGUUUAUUAUCUCAUUUUUUGCAUCUUAUAAUAUUGUCACGGCACUUUAAAUUUUACCCCAUUUUUAACUCGUGAAUUGCGCGCAUGCGCAAGAGCGAGUUAUAGAUAUGAUGUGGGGAAUGGCACUCGCUCGCUCGAUUGGUCGAUUCCUGUAAACUUUUUUCGAUUUUAGGCUCUUGAGUGUAUUUGAUAGUUUUUGGCGAGCAAUAAACAAACGAAAUGGCGACCUAAGAAUAGUGGUGGGGUGAAAAAGAAGCAGAUGAUAAUCUUAAAAAAGUUUUUUAUUUUCGUUUUAGUUUCAACAAGCGGCGCCAGCGACUGGCAGGCAUGCAAGGAUUCACACCGAAAUAACAGAACAACCUUCGUUUUUCAUAAAAUUGUAAUUUACAAUCCUUGAACUUGAAAACAAUCCGAAGAUUCAUUGAAAAUAUCACUUACUGCGAAGCGCUCGGAGUUUACAUAUGUUCAAAAGCUUUUUCUGUUAUGGCGUGAGAUUGAGGACAAAAUCGAUCAUUAAGUUUCGUAUCGUGUGUUUUUCCUGUGUGAAGCAACAGAAGACGCCGGCGACUGACAAAAUUACAACUUAACACGAAAAUCAAAUAACACCUAAACAAACAAUCUUAGCUACCGGUUUUCAGUGAAUUUUUAAAGAACAAUUUUCUUUUAAGUUUCAAGACAAUUUGAAGAUUCAAAAUAAAUAUUACGUACUAAAAUUCAAAAGUUAUACACCACAAAAUUGAUAAGUAGGCCUGAAAUGAAAUUCUAUCUUGUUCUUGAUUAUACGUUACCUAGCACGUGACUAAAAUCUACCCAUGCGGAGAUCCAAAAUGACGGUGGCAGUCUUGGCUUAGUUAUAUCACUCAAAACUCGUUCCCUUUGUCUCAUUUGAUAAAGAGGGAAUCGUUAAUGUUUUCAUUAAGACAGUAUUGCCUUGAUUUUCUAAUAUUUACAAUGAUAGACAGUAAAUUUCACUUUUCACUCACAUUUACUGCCAACCUUUUCUUUUGAACCAGAAAAAAAAAUGAUAUACGUUUAAAACACAUCACAUCAUCCACCCUUAUCAAAUGUAAUAGCAUGAUCAUUUCAAUUGUAAUGCCUUCUUAUCCCAACGUUACUUUGUUUCUUUGCUACAUUAGCGAACACUGAACUACUGCUCGUACUCUAGGUAUGACAGUCAACCACAAAAUUCCCUAAACCAGAUAACAUUAAACAUAAUCAAAAAUCAUGUGUCAAUUCACGAGUUUGCUCACAGAGCACUUUGAUUUAAAUCUAUUUUUCACUAUACAAUUCACAAAAAGUACAAUUAAUUUAAUAUUCACAACAACAUGAUGCAUACAUCAAAUUAUCAAAACUAUAUCAACAUUCUCUGUAUUAUUGACAACUUUGAAUUUUUAUCUACACAUCUUAUUCUUUGUAUAUUAGUUACAUGAUUCCCUGAUGAUACCCCAUACCAUUCAUUACUUUUACAAUCUGCAACAAAGCAGUUGUUGUACAUCAAUGAAUUAAUGGCAUGCCAAUUGCAACUCCUAGUCCUUUCCUAUGAUCCCUUCUCUAGCUAAGCAAUCCAGUACUUCUCUGUUCACAAAGCAUGAUUGACAGGGGAAGGGGAAUGCUCAAUUUUGAAUAAUGCAAAAAUAGUUUCAUUUUGUUGCAAAUUGAAGCCUUCAAGAACAUAAUUCGGCCCCAUUCAGUUGUAAUUUACCCUAACCUCGAGCUAUGUAACUGAAAUUAAAUUUGCCAGUCCUGCAAUCAGCAGAGUAUGAACAGAGAUCAAUCAGUUCCUGAAGAACACUUCCUUCUAACAGCUUUGUUCACAACAUGUUUCCAAUGAAGGUUACGUCCGAUCAAGCAGGAUUCAGUUUCUUGGACCUCAUCUUAUUGAUAUAAGCUUCAGUCGAUCGGUUGACACCGAAGUUUUGUAACAAGAACCCACCUGACACUCCGAAUAUUCCUAUUGAAACAUUGACAUUGACAUUGACAGUGACAUUGACAGUGACAUUGACAGUGACAUUGACAAUCACAAUAUUAGGGACAGGGACAGUGAGGUGAACAAUCAAGUGAGACUUACUAAGACUAUGACAAUGACCCUGACAGUGACAGUGAGACAGUGAUAAUAAGUCGGUGAGAAUGACAGAGUGUCCGUGACAUUGACAGUGACAACGUGUUAUUGGCAAGUCUGACGUAAGACUAACAUCGCGAACUUAAGGGAGGACAGCUUUUGGUGGUUAACCCUUCUGACCAAUUUUAUUAAAAAUCAAAACUUGCUUCAAAGCGUCGUCAGAGAGAAAAGGAUUUUACUAAUGUGAGGACACUCUGUGUUUUCUGAAAUUUUCCAGAUGGAUUACUUGAGGCUAGAAAUUUGUUUCUUACGGUCGAUCAGUUGAUCGAUCAACCGAUAUAUGACCCAAUUGCAAUGUUUUUCCUUGCCUGCUAAUAAAAAAGUAACCGUGUUCUGUAGCAGAUAAACGAAGAAAUUUCUGGUGUCAAGGAAAAGACGGUAGCAAAUCCAGGGGAUGGCCUUGCCUUCCACCGAUUUUUUAACCAAAAUGAGACUUUGACGAUUGCUAAGGUUUCAAGGGACCAUCGAUGAACUGAGAAAACGCCAACCAAACGUUACUGAGAGCGUAAAAUGUGGAUAUCUAACAAUUUAAAUGUUCUUGGUGGAGUAUACCCUCCUUCUGCACAAAGAGUGAUUUUAAUCGGCAGGUGAAAAGAACUUUUCAUGUCAGUUACCUGAAGAACACCUUUUGUGCCUUAGCCAGUUGUGCAUUAUGCACCGACGAGCACAUAAUACAGUACAUUUAUACAAGUAACGCCAAAAUUUCGCAAAUCGAUGAUCAACCUGACCAAGGACAGCAAAGCCAUGAUUACUUUCAAGCAGUUAUAUACGGACGUACUUACGAGGUUCGUUCCACAAUAAAUACUUCUGAUAGCGUUCUGGAGCAUUCUUUUAGUUUUUCUGCACUGUUUUGUCCUUUGUUUUCCUUAGGAACGCGAAAAAGAGGUUUCCCCGUACCACUAGUAUGCUGUAAUGAGUACCGGCUGUCAGGCUAUUUCUUUAACAGAGCUUUUUCCGUCACAAAACUCGAAAAUAAUAAAAACACAAGGCCUUUGGCUCGUGCUUUCAUCAAUUUCCUCGUGUUUAGAAGGCCUGAUGAAACACUCGCCCUGGUUUAUGAAAUAUUUCAUCACAACGGAUACAUUGGGAUUUUAUAUUUUGCGGCAAACGAUUGUUUUAUGAGUGAGUGGCUUUGUGAAUACAGUUUUGUUAGUUUAAUAGCCGACUCUUCUUUGGCUUUUCUAGACAUCAGAAUUUCAGUUUUAAUGGUUUCUACCCGGCUAGAGUUUACUACAAACCUACAGACUCUCAUAGUUGCUUGUUGUAUUCGUCUUCGCAUCCAACACAUGUCGAGAGUUCUAUUGCUCUUUCGCAGUUUCCCAGACUUUGUCGUUAAUGUAAUGACGACUCUGAUUUUUCCCACAAAUGUGCCAGUUUUUCGAUAAACGUGGCUAUCCUGUUUCUGUCUUUCAAGUGUGCCACCACCACGUCAACAGUCAGCACUACAAACGAAACAAAAGGAAAAUACCGAUCGCAUUCUAUUAUUCACUCUCACAUUUCAGCCUCACAACCGCGCGGUUUAAUCCAUCAUUCUUAAAAAUUCUUGAUCAGAAGUUCGUUACAAAGAAAUGACCAACCUGGAAAUGUUAAAAUGUACUCGUGCACAAUGCAAAACCUGUCCUUUCACUCAUAACGUAGAGAAAAUGUCGAGUACGUAGAGAAGAUUAGUCAUCACUUCACGUGCACCUCUGCCAAUGUCAUCUAUUGCAUAAUUUGCUCUUACUGCAAAAAGUCAUACAUUGGUGAAACAGGAAGACGACUAGGUGACCAAUUCCGAGAAAACACUCAUUGAAUGAAAUGACAAAGACGCUUUCAAACCAGUUGCUACACACUUUCAUCUCCCUAAUCAUUCUAAGCAGCAUAUGGCAGUUCGCGGCCUUUCCCUACAUCUAGGCAGUCCGGAAAGCCUCAAAAUUCUAGAUCAAAAAUUUCUCUUGAAUCGGCACUCUUAAUCCACAACUUAUCAACGAACGCUUUUCAUUCAACUAAGUUUGUCUUGUUUUUCUCGUUACCAUGUUCCCACCGAUAGCGUAGCUCUAUUUUCUCCAUAUUAACACACACACCACCCACAAUUCCUUUAUUCGCUCUGACGAAGGGGUAACGCUCGAAAAGUCAGCUCUGAAACUCUUUACGGUGGCCAAAUUACGUUAUUAACUCAGUUGAUAAUACCAAAUGAUAAUACCCUGAAGAGUUUGGUGAUAGCCACCUUGACAGAGUCCCAAUACAAAAUAUUUUUGCAAGCUGGCGGUGCUCUUCUGCAGGGAAAAUCGGCAACUUUUGUGAUUAACUUUCACAGUUUUACUUAGCUUGUUACUAUGAUUUUCAAUCUCUUGUUUUUACGUAGGUCGUUCCUCCAGAAACGACCUUGAGAUAGCUUACUGUUAUACUCAGUUGAACUUAAGUAGCCGCUUUGGAGACCUAUGCCGUAACUAGUGUAAUUGUUUCUUCUUCUGUCUCAAACCUUCCUCAAAGGGAAAGGACUAUCUGCGAGAACAUGUAAGUUGUAAAACUCAGUCUCCCAUCAUAACAUCAUCCUUUACUUCAUGAACCUUAUAAGGAAGCAUUCCGCGUGAAAUGGGUAAAAUCUCGGUGAUAUCUAUGUUCUAUGGAAGCAGAUAAUGCACUGACCACCGUAGGAACACCUGGAGGUAGUCUGAAAAGUUGAUUGAGCAAAUGCCUGAUUGUAUGACCUUUUCAGGCGUGUUUGUGUAAAUGUGAUCAGUGACAGAGAGGGCAUGGUCGGUUAAUCUUGUUGUUUUUACUAUAACUGUCAUUAGGCCUAAAUUAAAUAGCACGUCUAAGGUUUGUAGCUCUCUGUUGAGCUUUAGAAAAUCCACAUCCCUAAAGGCCAAAACCCUCUUCCUUUAAUCAAACUCUCUAUUUAUUUUGAUUAUGUUAUAGGAAUUAAUGACCUAUUAUUAACCAUCAGGAACAAAAAUGUAUUGCUAUUGAAUAACAAUGUACUUUUUCCGCUGUUGCUGUUGUUGGUGCUGCUGUUGCUGUUGUUGGUGCUGCAUGCUGUUGCUGCUGUUGGUAGUUAACUCAAAACAUUAUUACUCGAUCUGGUCCAGCGAAAGAUCGUGUCUCCUUGAAAACUCUAAAUGAUCAACAAAAUGAAGGCUGUGAUUUCUAAAUUUGAUAUUUACAUAGGAAAUUUUCUUUAUUUUUUUUGUCUCAAAAAUCGACAUAUGUUUGGUCCAGGUUUCACUGUAAGCCAAAUGUCGUGUGAUAAACACCCAUUUUUUCCCAAACUACCAUUGUUGCGAUGCAGCAACCAAAAAUUCCACAAAAUCUCCACUUUGUGACAAAGAAGAGCAGAUAACAGGAGCCCAAGUAAUGGUUUCCUAGCAGAAAAUUAAACUAACUUUUAUUUAACCCGGUCAACAAUAUACUGUGACGAUAGGUUUUCGCGCACCGAACUAAACUUUCACGGGAACGUACAAAACGAGGGGAAUGAACUCGGUAGAGACCACUCGACUAACGAGAACGGAAACUCGUCACAAUUUCCUGGCACACGGAGAUCGACUUCGAGUGAGGUUGUACGGACGUCAAGGAAGAGACAGCGUUUUUGGUUCCACUUUUAUUCGUAGAGCACUCUAACAUACAUCAUACUAGAGUCAAAACUAAAACUGUAAUCAGCACGCUGCCGUCUGUGUAAUCGGUACGCCGUUGUGGAUGUAAUCGAAAAAGCCUUACAAAGUACUUGCUUAAAUAUGAACUGGUGUGAGGUUCCAUUGUUACACAAAUCACAACAUUUGAAUAAGGACACAAAGGAGCGGAAAAAAGUCUCUUUGAAAUUAAACCAAAGCUACUUAAAUAUUCCAUCUGUUUCUACGACGGAAAGAAUCUCAAACUUAAAAGGACGGAUACAAUAAACUCGAGGCCAUUAAAAAUAGGAAAGUUAGGUGAGAAUUCACAGCUCUGAUAUAGAAAAUAUACCCAUCUUAAUUACAGUAGAGCAGCUUAGGAUAUAAAAGUGGAAAAGUAAUUAAAAGUUUCUGCUUAUCUAUGCAAGGUUGGUGUGGAAACUAUCGUAUGAACAGAAAUUAAAGCUACGAGUAGAAACUCGGCAGCUAACACUUAAAUUUACCUAAAAAAACCAGUAAUAAAUAGCAAAAGAGCCGACAUGCAGGUGAGUAAUGAAAGCGAGUAACAAGCAAAAAUCUCUUAGUUUACCAUUCAAAAACUACGGUGGUUUAUUAUUAUUAUUUUUAUUUACUAGAAUGAAAGAACUUGAAUGAGCUCGAAUAAAUUGGAAAUGGUUAAGUGUGAAAAGUUUACGAAUAAAUGUGUUCCAAACAAACACACGGAAAAAUCAGUACUUUCCCCGUAACAAUAUUCAAAGCCUCUCACUAUCUACCAAAUAAUGAUCCCAUUUUUAGUGGACCAAAAGCUCAAUUAAGGCCUUUCAAUUCUUGCAUGGAACAGCUUCCAUUUGAUUAUGGAGGCUAUCUUCAAGAGGACCAAUCAGAAAUCUGCAUAAGCUGCAAGAAAUAUCUGCACACCCCUUUCCUCAUUGCAAAAAGUAAAGUAUCAUUAAAUAGCUUAAGUAAGAGAGAAAAUGUGAGUGAUAGAUUUUGCAAAUAAUAAAAGUAUUUGAAUAUUAUAGUUAACCCGGUUCUCAAAUUUCCAUUAAGAUGUAUAUGUACAUUAUAUGUAUGUUGUGUAUGAGGCGCAUUGAAACCCCGAUCCAGGCUUUAGAAGUUAUUCUUCGCUUAUUGCUACAGCUAUAUUUCGUGAAUCGCUGACGUUGCCUGAUAGGUGCGGUAACUUAAUAAACCGCACGUUAAUUCCCUUACCUUUAAAUUAGCGGUCUCACAAUCUCCUAGAAUAGACCUCGAAGUAACGAUAUCCUUUCCAUCAGACAUCGACCACCGCAGCCGUAAUCUCUUGCGAUUUCCGGUAUCCUCCUUUCCUCCUGAGAGAUUAGCGGCAGAUGUCACGAAUUGGAAAUGGUGUACUCAGUUAAAAACGAAAAAGGAAUGCAUAUUUUCACAGACCUGUCAGAGUGCGUCAACAAAGUAAAUUCGGAUUUUUUUAUCAUACGCUGCGAGUCUGAUAAGUCUAAACACGUAAAUGGAAAGCGGCCCAAGAUGACCUUACGUUCCGACGGAUUGCGGAGCGUGUGUAUAAUUAUGCCCUCCUUCGUAGGAGAUAAACUUAUCUUUCCUUCAUCAGAGAUAGAAUUUUUAUGAACUAGAAAAUAAAAAAAAGGUAGAAGUAUUUUAGGAGCUGGGGAUUAUCUGUCUGGUAUUUAGACAAAUUACAUAGCUCACUAUGAAUAUGAAUAAUAAUGAGACGACUGGACACUGGCAGCGGCUAUUAUUUUGAGAAUUUAAUCAGUAAAUGCGUGAGUGCAACUUCCAUAAUCGCUUUAGUGGCUACGAGAGCAGGAGAUAAGAAGAAAACACUCUUAAAUAAAAGGGUUAUAUAAACAGGUUAAAACUGCAACAAAUCACUUUAAAGGUGAUCACGUAAUGUAUUCAUAAGGGCUAUUGACGUGUUGACGUGCUGGCUAAUGACAUAAGCCAACACACAAACAUUCAAGUGAUGGCUACGCGAAAUGGUGUAUGUCCCGGCUACCAUCUCUGCUGAGACUUGGAUCAUUUCUAAAUUUAUCACGAAAACAGCCUGAAGGAUUGACACAUGACAUAACAAGUACGAUUAGAGUUAUGAGGAAAAAAGGUUAAUGGAUUUAGAGACCAUCGACACAUGACAUGUACGCGGGUUGGAAUUCUAGUAACGAAACCUAAGGGUGAAAAGGUUACUUCUACAUAUACCAAGCUCCCGUUCACUUUAAAUUCCACCAAUAUCAGUGGGAACGUGGAAGAUUGAAAACAACUAUCUGCAUAGUCUCAACUCACUGCAUUGAUAGAUUUAUUUGAGGUACUUUAACGAUGGCGAACGCUUCCACAACAGGUCCAGACGUCAAUUCAAGCUAUCAUGCUGAAGCUCAGCUUCUGCCGUUCGGAACGUUGAUUGUCUUCGUCAAUGGCGUUGUAUUUUUACUUUUCGCUAAAAAUAAACGUUUAAGAACGCCAACAAACUAUUUUCUGUUCAGUCUGGCUGUGUGCGACUUUAUGACGGGGCUCAUCAUUAUUCCUCUGGUUAUUAUUGUGCUCACAAGAGUCAUUGCUCCCCCAUCUGGUGUCAUCGUGGGAUUUUUCGUGACUAUUCUUCACAACAUGUUAGUAGUUUUAGUGAUAUAUCACAUCUUCAUAAUAACUGCCGAGAGAUAUUUUUCAAUCGUUCACCCGUUUCGUCAUCGAUGGAAGACAACAAAGAGUUCAGUUUUGAAGAUUAUUGUUGUUAUUUGGUCGGCUGCGAUCGUAAUAGCUUUCCUGCCUGUCACGUGGUUUCAUGGUUUUAUUUAUUUUCAAGAGGACAUUUCAUCUGCAACUCUACAGAUACAAACGGGACAUAAUAUAUUCUGUAUAGUUUUCGUGUUCCUUUUGCCGUAUGUUUUAAUUGUUUAUUUUCAAGUCUCUUUAUACAGAAAGAUUAGACAAAGGACGUUCGUUAGCAAAAGAGAAAAACAAAAACACACUGUAAACCACAAGGCUCAUAAUGUCAGGCGGAGUCUGAUAAUUUUUGGACUUAUGGCUUUGCUUUAUGCUAUCUGUUGGUUUCCUUGGUAUGUGAUCAGCUUCUUGAUCAGUCUCUGGUUCCCUCUCUCUGGAGAAACGCGAAGAACUUUGUCGAAAUUUGCACAUGCCUUUCUCAUCAUAAGAUAUUUAACCUCAAUUGUAAACCCGGUACUUUAUACAUUUCUCAAGAGAGAUUUCCAACAAGCUUUCAAGAUUGUUGUGCUAAGACGGAAUAUACGACAGGAGAGUAGUCACGCAGUGUAUUUGUCCCCCCGACAGAGACUGCCUCGCAAUGCUGACCUUGAAGGGUACGUGAACAUUGAGUAUGUUUCAACAGUGUAG
Molecule: messenger RNA, 11550 nt
Organism: Pocillopora meandrina
Lineage: Eukaryota; Metazoa; Cnidaria; Anthozoa; Scleractinia; Pocilloporidae
Source: the annotation of a GenBank genome assembly